Molecule: messenger RNA, 432 nt
Organism: Trypanosoma brucei brucei TREU927
Lineage: Eukaryota; Euglenozoa; Kinetoplastea; Trypanosomatida; Trypanosomatidae
Exons: 1
Coding region: 1-432 (143 amino acids)
Source: RefSeq, a predicted model, not a curated record
AUGACGCCAUGUUUUCAUUCCCCCUUCCUACACUCCCGAUAUCAGUUUGUGGGGGUGGGAGUGUUGUUUAUUUGUACUUGUUUGUUUGCUGGUUUCACAGCUCUUCUAAACCAGUAUCACCCUUUAAAGGCGGCGCGUGAGCAUCCCUCUGGUUUUGUACGUUGGCAAUGCAAAGGUGAUUGGAAAAGAAUGUCAGUACACCGUGGGCUCCGUUCCUUCUUCCGUACGCAUGCAAAAGGUAAGUAUGUGCAUGUGCGUGUGGCUGUGUGCGCAUGUGGGUUCUUCAUUGACGCCUCUUCUCGGCCAAACCGUGGGGAUACUUAUCAGCGGCUACAUACCAUCAAAUUACAUCUUCUUCUAAUGUACCCUCACGUUCAGCCCCAGCCGCUUUUUUUUUCUGAUUUUCCAAGCUGUCUACAGCACGCCCAUUGA